Messenger RNA from Cokeromyces recurvatus, 177 nucleotides. RefSeq lists its product as uncharacterized. The record is from RefSeq and is a predicted model, not a curated record. NCBI's taxonomy places the organism in Eukaryota, Fungi, Mucoromycota, Mucoromycetes, Mucorales, Mucoraceae. The transcript has a single exon. The annotation marks the transcript as partial.
CUUAAUAUACCAUCAACUAUUGCUAAUCCGAUUUCCUUUUUCCUCAACCAACUACCUCUGAAGAAACCAAAGUCCCUGCAACUCACUUUUCUUUGGUUAGUUUGUUGGCCAAUGAUCUGUAUUAUUUUACAUGAAAUGGGAUUAUCUGUUUCAUCAAAUACUUCAUCCUCCUGUUAA